Messenger RNA from Penicillium chermesinum, 942 nucleotides. Its product is annotated as phosphoglycerate dehydrogenase. Lineage: Eukaryota; Fungi; Ascomycota; Eurotiomycetes; Eurotiales; Aspergillaceae. The transcript has a single exon. Gene Ontology annotation, molecular function: NAD binding. The record is from RefSeq and is a predicted model, not a curated record. The coding region runs from base 1 to 942 and encodes 313 amino acids.
AUGGCAAAGCUCCUGUACCCGACUUCACUCCCCCUCGAUGUCCAGAGCCUCGAGGGGUUCUCCGUUGCCUUACAUCCAUAUGACGUGACGGUCCCCAUCCCCGACGAACAUACCGACGCCGAGUUCUUGGUGACCUGGGCCAAUGCCGCGGGGAACCUCAAGGAUGCCGCCCAGCGCCUGAAGAAGCUGCGCUGGAUCCAGUCUCUCGCCGCGGGCCCCAACGACGUGCUGAACGCCGGCUUCGAUACCUCCCGCAUCAUCGUGACCACCGGCUCCGGGCUGCACGAUGGCCCCGUCGCAGAACAUACUCUCGGUCUGCUACUAAACGCCGCUCGCCGGUUCAAUGAGAUGACGGAAUAUCAGCUCCGCGGCAAGUGGCCGGGCCACUUGGGGGGCUCCUUCCCCCGAUCCGAUUUCACCACUCUGCGCGGCUCGAACGUGCUCAUCUGGGGCUACGGAAACAUCGCCAAGGAGCUUACCUCUUUCCUCGUGCCUCUCGGUGCCAAGGUCCGUGGCAUUGCCCGCACUGCCGGUGUCCGCAACGGGGUUGAAGUCCUGAGCGACGACAAGCUCCCUGAAGUGCUCCCAGAGACCGAUGCCCUUGUCAUGAUUCUCCCGGGUCAUCCCUCCACAAAUGACGCAUUGAAUGCCGAGAAACUCAAGCUGCUCCCAAAGCACGCCUGGGUUGUCAACGUCGGCCGUGGUACCUCCGUUGACGAGGAUGCCCUAGCCGAUGCUUUGGAGAAGGGCGACAUAGGCGGCGCCGCUCUUGAUGUGUUCAAGACCGAGCCACUUCCCGAGUCAAGCCGACUGUGGAAGACACCUAACCUUAUUAUUUCGCCUCACGCAGCCGGAGGAAGGCCCGAGGGUUGCGAGGAAUUGAUCGCUCACAACCUCCGACGCAUCUUAGCCUCGCAGCCAUUGAAAAAUGUAAUCAACUAA